Molecule: messenger RNA, 465 nt
Organism: Tilletiopsis washingtonensis
Lineage: Eukaryota; Fungi; Basidiomycota; Exobasidiomycetes; Entylomatales
Exons: 5
Coding region: 40-354 (104 amino acids)
Source: RefSeq, a predicted model, not a curated record
ACCUCCACCUGCCACUCUCAAUCCCAUCCCGCCGCAGCCAUGCCCUUCAUCCACAUCGUCCUCGUCAAGGUCAAGCCCGCCAUCGCCGACGACUCGGCGCGCAUGGCCGAGCUCGAGGCCAAGUUCCGCACGCUGGCCACCUACGAGGGCCCGAAGCAGCUGCUCGUCGAGCAUGCAUGGGGCCCGCCCGUGUACGCCGACCGCGCCCGGGGCUACAACUACGCGCUGUACUCCAAGUUCGAGAGCGAGCAGACGUUCAUCGAGUACCGCGACUGCCCGGGGCACAAGGAGUUCGUCAAGGAGCACAUGGCGCCCAAUGUCGAUGAGGUGCUGGCGUACGACGUGCACAUGUGAUGCAUGAGUCAUUCAAUAAGUGUCGCUGGCGUGGCUUGAUUGCAGUAGGGGACACAUGCAGAGACGAGGAAUGGGUUAGGUGUGGAGAGCGGCGCGAAGACGGAGCAAGGA